Messenger RNA from Racocetra persica, 265 nucleotides. The record is from the annotation of a GenBank genome assembly. Lineage: Eukaryota; Fungi; Glomeromycota; Glomeromycetes; Diversisporales; Gigasporaceae.
AUGACCAGUUUAGAUGAAAGAGGCCGUUAUAUUUGGGCAAGGGUGAAUAUAGCCAUAGAUCUGUCUUCUUUAUCUGUAUUAAGAAACUUGGGCUUCAAACCAGACAAAACAAUUACUAUAACUAUUCUUGGUAUGUUGGAAGAACUAGACAAAACAUUUACUACAACUAUUCUCAGUAUGUUGAAAGAACCAAACAAAACAAUUACUACAACUAUCUUCAAUACGUUGAAAGAAUCAGACAAAACAAUUACUACAACUAUCCUCA